This is a messenger RNA of Panicum hallii, 2267 nucleotides long. Its product is annotated as phosphatidylinositol 3,4,5-trisphosphate 3-phosphatase and protein-tyrosine-phosphatase PTEN2A-like. The transcript is spliced from 12 exons. NCBI's taxonomy places the organism in Eukaryota, Viridiplantae, Streptophyta, Magnoliopsida, Poales, Poaceae. The coding region runs from base 1 to 1947 and encodes 648 amino acids. Gene Ontology annotation, molecular function: phosphatidylinositol-3,4,5-trisphosphate 3-phosphatase activity. Gene Ontology annotation, biological process: dephosphorylation. The record is from RefSeq and is a predicted model, not a curated record. Gene Ontology annotation, cellular component: cytosol.
AUGGAAGAACAGCAAGUCAAGCCAUCUGAUCUGCCACCCACUACUUCAGACAACCGGGAUUCGGCUGCAACCCCUCCUAUUAACACUGUUGACCCUGUUCGUCUGGCUGCUUCAACUGAUUCUUCCAGUCAGGUUGCUAGUGCAGAUCCUGCUGCUGUUUCUGCAGCAACUGCUGCUCCUGCAAAAGAUGAUGCAGGGCGUGAGGCACCGCCAUCCAUGUUUUCUACAUCUGGUUUGUCCACCUGGGCUAAGAACCUAAAAAUUCCUCAGCCUUCCUCAGGUCAAGAAUCACCAACAGGAAAGAACACAUUUGCCCGUUUUACAAGUGGCCUUGGAUUACGUUUGUCUCCAAAAGCUGCACAGCAAGAUGAGAUUACCGAAGGAAGCAGCUCCCCAACAACAGGACAGUCUGGUGUUUUUGGUUCUUUGACAAAAGGCAUUGUAGAUUCCUCUAAGAAUGCUGUAAAGGCAGUGCAAGUCAAGGCUCGCCACAUGGUCUCACAGAAUAAAAGAAGAUACCAGGAAGGAGGAUUUGAUUUAGAUAUGACAUAUAUUACUGAGAACGUAAUCGCUAUGGGUUUUCCUGCUGGUGAUUUGAGUUCAGGGCUUUUCGGAUAUUUUGAGGGUUUCUACCGCAACCAUAUGGAGGAAGUCAUCAGGUUCUUUGAAAUGCACCAUAAGGGGAAGUAUAAGGUGUACAACCUUUGUUCUGAAAGGCUAUAUGAUGCAUCUCUCUUUGAAGGAAAGGUGGCCUGCUUCCCAUUUGAUGAUCAUAACUGUCCUCCAAUACAACUUGUCAUAUCAUUUUGCCAUAGUGCGUACUCAUGGUUGAAGGAGGAUAUAGAGAAUGUGGUGGUUGUCCAUUGCAAAGCUGGGAAGGCAAGGACAGGGUUGAUGAUCUCGAGUCUUCUACUGUUUCUAAAGUUCUUUCCUACUGCGGAGGAGUCCAUUGAAUACUAUAACCAGAAAAGAUGUGUAGACGGAAAAGGGCUUAUUCUCCCAAGUCAGAUUAGAUAUGUGAAGUAUUUCGAGCGCAUCUUAACUUACUUCAAUGGUGAAAAUCAGCCGCCACGCAGGUGUAUGCUUAGAGGGUUUCGUCUUCAUAGAUGCCCCUAUUGGAUUAGGCCAUCAAUUACAGUCUCUAAUCACAACGGCAUUCUUUUUUCUACAAAGAAGCAUCCAAGAACAAAAGAACUAAUGCCAGAAGAUUUCUGGUUUAGUGCACCAAAGAAGGGGAUUAUGGUUUUUGCAUUGCCGGGAGAACCUGGCUUAGCUGAGGUAGCUGGUGAUUUCAAGAUCCAGUUUCAUGAUCGACAGGGUGAUUUUUACUGCUGGCUGAAUACAACAAUGAUGGAGAACAGGGUAACUUUGAAUCCAACUGAUCUUGAUGAUUUUGACAAGAGGAAAUUGCCAUCACCGGGCUUCCAGGUAGAGGUUGUUCUGGUAGAUUACGAUGGCUCACAACCGCCAAAACCAAAAUCAACUGCUGGACCUGCUGAUAGUAAAUCUGAUACUAAUUCCUCGGGUAGCACGGUUGCAAAAGAAAAUAAUGCUGCACCUGCAGAAUCCAAUAAGGGAACUGGAAGCAAUGAUAAAGAUGAAGUUUUCUCCGACAGUGAAGGGGAAGAUGGAUCAUCCAAGGGAAGAAAGGAGAAGACUGCCAGUGGUAGUCAAAGCAACACAAAUGCUGCUAAACCAUCUGAAACAAGCACCGUGCAGGAGGCAUCAGCUGCUGCUACUAGACUGGAGAAAGUAGCUGUAACGGAACAAGGAGCUGCAAAGGCACCUGAUUCUACAUCCCUCAAAACUGAAGUCAGCAGCAAGAGCAGCUCCACCACGGAACCACCUGCAGCUGUUGAUUCUUCCAGCAUGAGUGAAUUCAAGGCCAUUGCAGCAGAUGCCUCGGUGUUUUCUUUCGGAGAUGAAGAUGAUUAUGAAAGUGAAUAGUCGCUUUUAUGGUGUUUGGUUCUCAUUGUACAGUUUGGUGCCUCCUGUGGGCCAGCAUAGAAUGUCAGUUCGAAGCAGCUGGGAAGAGCAAGUCGGAAAAAAAGGGUUAAUUCAUUGUUGCAUUUGUUUUCACUGUAGAAGUUACAUCGAUCUGUGAUGUUGUACCAUGAACCUGUUGUAACUCAACCAGGCCUGAACUUUGUUGAUACCGCUCCUAUUUGUUCACAGUACUACUUUGUACACAACCUUAAACGGUGCCAUAACUUCUAUUGAGUGUUAAAGUGCACGUUUACAGGAAGACUUUGUACAUGGACUUAGUA